UCCUGCUCGUUUCCUGCUGUGCCUUGAAAAUCCUCCAUUCUCGAAGAAAGCGGAAAGAAGAAAAGGAAAGGAAGAGAGAGAGAGAGAGAGAAGGAGUGUGUGUUGUUGCUAUUUUUGUCUCUGGAGAUGGAAACUUUCGAUCAUUUCUGGAGUUUCCAUCGAUUCUGACGUCCGGUUUUUGAAUCCUCUGCUUUCUAGAAGGAAAUCAAAGCUCUGUUCUUUCAAAUCUCAGAAAAAUCUGGAAAGAAACGAUGGAAAAUCACUAGCUAAGCGUCAUCUGAGAAAUGGGUUCUUCUCCUUCUGCUGGAAUCUUUAAUGGGUUUUUGCAGAUUUUCGGUUUAAGGACCUGAGCUUUGGGUUGAUUUUUUUAUUUUUUUUUUAAAUCUAGUCUUUUAUUUAAAGCUCUAAUUUUUCUUAUUUUUCUGAUUACAGAUAGGUUUGAGUUUUCCAGUCUUUUUAGAGUAUGAGCUUUUUAGUUUUUGAAGAUUAGAAAACCCAUUUCGGUCAGGUUUUCUGAUUUUUCUUAUUUUCAGAGAAUUCCAAAACCGAAUACUGUAAUGGGUUUAAGCUAUCCUGCUGAAAAGUUUAAGAAUCAGAGAGUUCGAUCUUUCUAGUAUUACAGAACCCAUUUCUUCAAAUAUGUAUUUUUCUCGACGUUUGUGUUUUUCUUUUGAAUUCUAUAAAAGAUCUAAGCUUUCGAUGUUUUGAACCGACUGAAGUUCUUCUUGCUUUGGAGUCAUUGCAACCUGAUACAGUAAUGGGUCUUUGCUCUUGAGAUGAAUCUUUUCUGGGUUUUUAGGAUCCAAGCUUUUCAUUUUUUGAAGAUUAAAAUGGCUUUUACAAAAACAAAUUCGAUCUUUUGAAAUAGUAGGAAAAUGGAUGUUAGGGUCUUUUUUAGGCUCUAAGCUUUCGGUUUCUUGAAUAAUACAGAAAUCAUUCUGAUCAAAGAAAGCUUUUUUUAAAUUUAGUUGAGAAUUCAUAAAAAUUCAAGAACAGAAUGCCAAGGCCAAAUCGUGGUAUUGAAGGUUUGGUCGGUGGACCCUGCAAGAUCCGUAAACGUGGCUGCUCGUCAUCAUCAUCUUCGUCUUCUGUCCUGCAAAAUUACCGGUUCAAACGGGCAAUUUUGGUUGGAAAGAGGGGAGGAUCGAGCACGCCUGUUCCAACAUGGAAGAUGAGCUCAAGAUCACCGUCUCCCAUGGCGGGUGUCCCUGAAUCUCCUAAAUACCAGCCGUCGCAAGCCGGUGGUAAAGCAAAGCAAGCUCCAAUCUCCGCUCGGAAGCUUGCAGCCACUUUGUGGGAGUUGAAUGAGAUCCCAUCGCCACGAGUGAAAGCGGAUUUGCAGGAGAGAAGGGGUAAGAAAGAGACGAGAGGAAAAGAGCGGGUCACAAGAUCAGUUCAAUCGGGUUCGCUCCCUCCACAUCUAUCGGAUCCAUCGCAUAGCCCUGUUUCGGAGGCGAUGGAUCGGUCCACAACCAGUAGCCUUAGGAGAAGAAUGUCGAUGGCUUCUCAGAGACUUGGGCCUAAUGACCGCACCAGUGGAGGUUUGGAUUCUAUGAGCAAUGCCAGUUUAAUGGAGAUCGAAACACGUUCCCGAGGGCUUACUCCGUCAGGUUCCAUCACUGGAGGGAAGAGCCGUUUAAGGGAUCUUAGCAAUGGUUUGACAACAUCCAAAGAGCUUUUGAAGAUACUCAAUCGCAUCUGGGGUGUCGAGGAGCAGCAUUCAUCGAGCAUGUCCCUUGUUUCAGCCCUGAGGGGCGAGCUCGAACGGGCCCGUGUCCAGGUUGAUCAGCUGAUCCAAGAGCAGAAGUCCGACCGGGACGAAAUCAAUUACCUGAUGAAGCGGUUCGCUGAAGAGAAGGCAGCAUGGAAGAGCAAGGAGAGGGAGAAAAUCACAGCUGCCGUGCAAUCCAUUGUUACGGACCUUGAAAAGGAGAGAAAGCAGAGAAAACGGACCGAAAAUGUGAAUGCAAAGCUUAGUAGAGAGUUAGCUGAGACAAAGGCCAUGCUCUCAAAGGCAUUGAAAGAACUCGAAAGCGAGAGGAGAGAGAAAGAGAUAAUGGAACAGGUGUGUGAUGAAUUAGCUAGGGGGAUUGGAGAGGACAAGGCAGAGGUCGAAGAGCUCAAGAGAGAGUCAGCAAAGGUCCGAGAAGAGGUUGAGAAGGAGAGAGAAAUGCUUCAGCUCGCAGAUGUGUGGCGUGAGGAGAGAGUCCAAAUGAAGCUCUCGGAGGCGAAGUUUCAGUUCGAGGAGAAAAAUGCCGCUGUUGACAAGCUGAGGAACGAACUCGAAGCGUAUCUUAGGACCAAAAGGAUGAAAGAAACACGAAGUGGGCAUCGGAAUCAUUCGGUGGAUGAUGAGGAUCUACCGCAGCUGAUCAAUUUAAGCAAGAAGGCCCAUUUGGGCAAUGAUGGGAUUGAUGAGGAAGGGGAGGUAGAAGAUGGAGAAGAAGCUAAAGAAGAUGGAUGUGAAGACGACGAUGAUUCAGCUGAAAGCGAUCUCCAUUCGAUCGAACUGAACAUGGAUAAUAACAGCAAAAGCUAUAAAUGGAGUUAUGCGAACGGAAUUUCCCAAGAAGAUGCGAAAAGAGCUUCUUUUGAGGAAGAAACAAAGGGGAGAAAGUCAGCAUCCGAGAGGAUUCCAAGGGGCGGUGCUAUCUCUCUCGAUCGAAGCUUGUCAGAAGGAAUUGAGUGGGACUUUAGUACCGAAAACCAUCGGCAUUGGAGUGAUGGGUCUGAUCAAGGAAGAUUCUCCGAGAGUCACAAAAAGCACACCUCGAAAGAAGACUACAACGAAGAAGCACAUCGAUAUAAAUCGGUAAAGGGUCUUCGAGACCACAUAUUGUCUGGUUCAAGGAUCACAUCUGCUCAAGGUUUUGCCAGUCCCACUAGGCAGUGGUCCCCGCAGUGGCCUUCACAUGAUCCCAUUGACAUGGUCCGUGAAAGAUCGAAGGCUGGUGAGAAGGUGAGAGGGGUGAGUGGUUCCAAGGCAAAAGGGGAAGGCCAAAAUUCAAGACAUAAGCAGUCACAGUUCAUUCCCAAACAGUAAGAAUCUCUUCUCAUUAUAUAAACUGAUAUCUUUCUGUGUUUUUUCAUGAGCUGAGUCGACUCGCUCCAUUGUCUGCCUCAUUUACAUGGGUUGGAUAUCGGAUCCUUGAGCAUUAAGGCUAUUGUCUAUAGAUUUUGCUCGUAAUCACAUGAGCGGUGAAUCAGACAACGAAGGGUAUUGCCUUGUACAAAAGCACUCGGUAUUACGGAGCAAUGAAAAUCAUGUUUCAAGUACAA
Messenger RNA from Magnolia sinica, 3279 nucleotides. RefSeq lists its product as uncharacterized. The transcript has 3 exons. Bases 998 to 3043 code for a protein of 681 amino acids. NCBI's taxonomy places the organism in Eukaryota, Viridiplantae, Streptophyta, Magnoliopsida, Magnoliales, Magnoliaceae. The record is from RefSeq and is a predicted model, not a curated record.